Molecule: messenger RNA, 2281 nt
Organism: Gastrolobium bilobum
Lineage: Eukaryota; Viridiplantae; Streptophyta; Magnoliopsida; Fabales; Fabaceae
Exons: 2
Coding region: 149-712 (187 amino acids)
Biological process (GO): ribosome assembly; ribosomal large subunit biogenesis
Cellular component (GO): nucleolus; nucleus; preribosome, large subunit precursor
Molecular function (GO): RNA binding
Source: RefSeq, a predicted model, not a curated record
AUUCUUUUUUUGUUUUUCCUUCCAAAACCAAAGCCAAAGCCAAUAAAAUAACAAGAAAACGAAAAACCCUAAUUGCAGUUGCAAACUCAUCUCUCUCUGUCUGUGUCUGAUAAACCCUAAAAAGAGGAAGAGGCGGAAGAAAAAAAAGAUGAGACCUUUGGACGAGAAGGAGACGAGUGCAGUGUUCGAGAAGCUGUUCAAAUUCGUGGGCAACAACCUGAAGAACAUCGUUGAAAACCCCUCUCACGAAGGCCCCGAUUCGAACCCUGGUCGCUACUGUUUCCGUCUCCACAAGAACAAGAUCUUCUACACGAGCGACUCGUUGGUGAAGCGAGCCACUAACAUCGCUCGCACCAACCUCGUUUCCCUCGGCACGUGCAUCGGCAAAUACACACACGGUGGCAGUUUCCACCUCACCGUUCAAGCCCUCAACUUGCUAGCCGCCAAUGCCAAGCACAAGGUGUGGCUCAAACCACAGUCCGAGAUGUCCUUCUUGUACGGCAACCACGUCUUGAAGAGUGCCUUGGGUAGGAUCACCGACAACAUCGCUUCCGGUGAUGGGGUUGUCGUGUUUUCCAUGUCCGAUGUUCCUCUGGGUUUUGGUAUCGCCGCCAAGUCCACUCAGGAUUGUAGGAAGUUGGAUCCCAACGCUAUCGUCGUGCUGCACCAGGGUGAUAUUGGGGAGUACUUGAGGAUGGAGGAUGAGCUUUGAGUUUCUUAUUUUGUUUCACUUCCCCCCUAAUCCUGGGGUUUUGGUAAUUGGGUAAUUGUUGUAUGGUGUUAUGCUCAUCAUUAUGUAACCUGGGUGACUCUCAGAUUGAUUAUUGCUUCCGAUUCAUCUUGGAACAUUAUGAACUUGGUUAUAUUGCAUUCCCCCUCUCAAUUACAUUAUAUUUAUUUUCCUACGAGGUUUUUGUGCUUUUUGUAUAAUUUAUUUAUAUCUACUCUUUUUGUCUAUGAGAUUGCUUUGAAUUGUCAGAAUUUUCUGCGGUUCCUGCUUAUUAUUUUAUGACUGAGGAUCGGUGUAAUUUUCUGAGUUGAGGAAUAAUUAUUUGAAAGGAAAAUAAUUAGUGGAAGACUCUGUUUAAUCUUUUUUUGGUUGAAUAGACUUGACAGUUACAGUUCUGACUACUGGCUUCUUGCCUAGUUACAAAUAUCUCAAUCUUCCAGCAGAAACGAUCACCUGAAUCUUCUUGAUAUGAACAAUCUAAUAUAUGGUGCUUAUUGUUUGAUACUGCUUAAUUUGGAUUUUGAAGAUUUUGGUCUAUAGUUUAUAACUUUCUGAACCAAAAUCUGUUUCCCCCCUGCUUCUUAUCUGUAAUCAUAUGUUUGUCAUGCCCUCGCUCGUUCAUUUUUUCACUUUUGGGAUGUCCACGAAUUCUUGUAUGGAAUUCUCUCUACUGACCCAAUAUUGUCUCAUUUUUCUUUAGGCUUCGGUAUUGCUGCUUUUUAAUUCUUCAGAUAGACUGAUUUAUUUAAAUAUAAUGACUCAGUUAAACUUAUAAGAAUAUGAUGUUGUUAGACUGUCCCACUCCUUGAUUGUUAACAAGGAACCAAACACAAACGAUUUCAUCCACUGAUAAUUUUGAAUUUAAUUCAAAAUUUACUGACAAAAUGAGGAGGAUAAAGGUCUAAUUUUAUUAAAAAAUAAUGUUUUACUCUUUUUCUGUUUGUUUGGUCAUCUAAAUCUCUGUUCUAUUUACUGACUUUUGAUGGAAUUGAGACACAUUUUUCGUGUAGAUUCAUCUUCCUCCUGUGGAUGAGAAGAAAAAAGUAAUUACGGAUGUUGACAGGAACAGAAGAUAUGCUAUCGAUGCUUCAAUUAUGCGUAUUAUGGAGUGUGUUGAGCUGUUGUGUUUCAUGCUCAAGCCUGAUGGCGGAUUGAUGAUUUGAUUUCUGGAGUGGAGACUACUUGGAAAGAGACAAAGAUAAUGCAAAUUUGUUCAACUACUUGGCUUGAUGUGGUCUUAACAAUUGUGCUAAUGAAGUAAACUGCAAAUAGCAAAACAAGAGGAUCGUGCUUUAACUUUUGCCAAAAGAAAAAAGUUCUUCCUAAAAAUUUCUUUUGAGGGGGUGCUGCAAGUGGUUGUACAUUUUUCCUCGAUAUCCAGGUAUGGUUUACUACUGUAGAUGUGUGCUCAUGUUGGAACAUUGUAAUCAAUUCCAUAAGUAGGUCCAGUUCACUGGUACCUUCACCACCUUUUUUGCUUUUUGAUUGCUGCAAUUCCAUCCCUUAAUUGAUCCCCCCCGCGGUUGUAUUUUGAUUCUCAGCUUAAAAAUC